Vitis riparia (riverbank grape) is the source of this 2132-nucleotide messenger RNA. RefSeq names its product LEAF RUST 10 DISEASE-RESISTANCE LOCUS RECEPTOR-LIKE PROTEIN KINASE-like 2.3. NCBI's taxonomy places the organism in Eukaryota, Viridiplantae, Streptophyta, Magnoliopsida, Vitales, Vitaceae. Gene Ontology annotation, molecular function: protein kinase activity; ATP binding; polysaccharide binding. The record is from RefSeq and is a predicted model, not a curated record. The transcript has 6 exons. Gene Ontology annotation, biological process: protein phosphorylation. Bases 42 to 2102 code for a protein of 686 amino acids.
UAGCCCAAAACCAGAGCUGCUCUCCCUCUGCAUCUGAAACUAUGAUGGUGAGAGAAGCAAGACUUGUGGGAAUAGGCAUCAUGACACUCCUCCAUGUUUGGUUCCUUUCAAAUUGUGUUUCUAGUGAGAAGCAGCCCUGCAGGCCGUCUUCUUGUGGAGAUAUCCGAAACAUCAGCAGCCCCUUCCGAUUAAAAGGUGAUCCACCUGGCUGUGGUGAUCCUCAUCUUGCAUAUGAGCUGGUUUGUGAAAACAACCGUACCAUCUUAUAUGGGAAAUACUAUGUUGAGGAGAUCAAUUACCAUAACUCCACCAUUAGAGUUGUAGUUCCUGGUCUAGAGAAGGGCAACUGUUUCUCCACUCCUCUUUAUUCCUUGAUAUUACACGGUCUAUAUCCAUAUCAAGCUCCUUAUGAACACACUACUAUAGUUCUGAUGACCUGCACAAGGACAAUCCAUGAUCAUAACCACAUUCCUAUUACUUCUUGCGAGGGUAGCAAUAACAAUGUCUCUUCCUCACAAGCAUAUACUUAUGCACUAAUUGGGCGAGGCAAGGUGGCGAGAGAUAUUCAGAGUUCAUGCACCUUGGGCACGACUGUUGUUACUGGUAAAUUCGAGGCAGUUUCAGAGACCAGAAAGAGUACUUCAAUGUCAGAUUUGCAAGAAAUUCUGCUUAUGGGGCUUGAGCUAUCGUUUUUGUACUUCCGCUGUGGCAAAUGCAAAGGAGGUCUAAGCUUCUGUGAGCCGAAUUUCAAUGACAAUAGUAUAAUAUGCGACGAGUACUGGACUGAUGGAAGAAAUUGGCUUAGCAAGUUGAAAGAUGAUGUACUGGUUCCAAUGAUCAACUUUUUCACCGAGGCCUUUUUUCGAAGUCCCUUUACAUUUGAAGGCCUUAGAAAAUAUCUUAAUGAUGGAGACUAUCCCUCCGCGGGUGUUGUAAUUGGGGCCUGGGUUGUUCAAAAGGCUGUCAUAACAAUCGUUGGUGGACGCACAAUACUCGGGAUGUUAUGUCUUUUUUCCUACUUGAUCUUCAAGUUUCAUCGAAGACACUUAUCAUCAGAUGAAGAUAUUGAAGAAUUCUUGCAAAAUCACAAAAAAUUUCGGCCCAUCAGGUAUUCAUAUUCACAUUUAAAGAAGAUGACCAAUAAUUUUAAAAAUAAAUUAGGUCAAGGCGGCUUUGGCUCUGUAUACAAAGGUAAACUUCGAAGUGGUCAAAUUGUAGCAGUAAAAAUGUUGGUCAUAUCAAAAGCUAAUGGGCAAGAUUUCAUUAAUGAAGUUGCUACAAUUGGAAGGAUUCAUCAUAUUAAUGUGGUACGACUUGUUGGAUUUUGUGUGGAAGGAUCAAAAUGGGCCCUCAUAUAUGACUUCAUGUCGAAUGGGUCUCUUGACAAGUUUAUCUUCCUCAAAGGAGAAAAGAGCAUUCCUUUAAGUUGGGAAAGAUUGUACAAGAUUGCACUUGGGGUAGGGCGUGGAAUUGAAUACUUACACCAAGGGUGUGACAUGCAAAUUCUACAUUUUGAUAUCAAGCCGCACAAUAUUCUUUUGGAUGAAGACUUUACUCCAAAAGUUUCAGACUUUGGCCUUGCAAAAUUAUAUUCAACAGGUGAAAGUAUUGUGUCUCUCACUGCAGCUCGAGGAACAUUAGGAUACAUUGCUCCAGAAUUGUUCUAUAAAAACAUUGGGCAUGUGUCAUAUAAGGCUGAUGUUUAUAGUUUUGGAAUGUUGUUAAUGGAGAUGGUGGGAAAACGGAGGCAUGUGAGUGCACAUGAAGAAAAUCUAAGUGAGAUAUUCUUCCCAUCAUGGAUUUAUGACCAAAUUGAACAAGGUGGACAUAUGGAAAUGGGCGAUGCCACAGAGGAUGAAAAGAAAUAUAUGAGAAAAAUGAUCAUAGUUGCAUUAUGGUGUGUGCAAAUGAAGCCCAUAGACCGCCCUUCUAUGAGCAAAGCACUAAAUAUGCUUGAAGGUGACGUUGAAAUCUUGCAAAUGCCUCCUAAGCCUACCCUAUAUUCCCAUGAAAUGUCAACUCAAGAUCGGCAGAACAACCCAAUGGGGGAUCUAAUUUCCUUAUGUAAUGCAAGUAUUACAAUUAGCUUAGAUGGAAGGUAACUUAACAAUGUAUCUACUUGCAAACUCUCU